Alosa sapidissima (American shad) is the source of this 3671-nucleotide messenger RNA. RefSeq names its product teleost multiple tissue opsin 3a (gene tmtops3a). The record is from RefSeq and is a predicted model, not a curated record. Gene Ontology annotation, molecular function: G protein-coupled receptor activity. Bases 44 to 1195 code for a protein of 383 amino acids. Gene Ontology annotation, cellular component: membrane; photoreceptor outer segment. Lineage: Eukaryota; Metazoa; Chordata; Actinopteri; Clupeiformes; Clupeidae. Gene Ontology annotation, biological process: G protein-coupled receptor signaling pathway; visual perception. The transcript has 4 exons.
GUCACUGUGUAAACACUUCUCCUGCUAACACGCUGAUGCAGCCAUGCUUGUCCACAGAUGGAGUUUGAAUUUGAGCAAUUCAGAGAGUUUCAAUUUAAACCAAAGCCUUAAUGAAAGCACUGAGGAUCCACUUUUCCCACAGGUCCCAACUGGUCUCAGUAGGACCGGCCACACCGUUGUAGCAGUUUUCCUCGGAAUUAUUCUUUUUUUUGGAUUCUUCAACAAUCUUCUUGUUCUGCUUGUCUUUGCAAAGUUUCGUUCUCUCUGGACACCCAUCAACCUCAUCCUGUUGAACAUCAGCGUCAGUGACAUACUUGUGUGCAUUUUUGGCACGCCAUUCAGCUUUGCAGCGAAUGUGUACGGAAGGUGGCUUAUCGGGGACUAUGGUUGCCAGUGGUAUGGUUUCGCAAAUUCGCUUUUCGGCAUUGUGUCCUUGGUGUCCCUGUCCAUCCUGUCUUACGAGCGCUACUCGGCCGUGCUGUGUGCCACCAAGGCCGACGUGUCGGACUUCCGCAAGGCCUGGCUGUGUGUGGCGGGCACCUGGCUGUACGCGCUGCUGUGGACGCUGCCGCCGCUCCUGGGCUGGAGCCGCUACGGACCGGAGGGGCCGGGCACCUCGUGCUCGGUGGAGUGGCAGCGGCGCUCGACCGGUGGCAUCUCGUACGUGGUGUGCCUCUUCGUCUUCUGCCUGCUGCUGCCACUGCUGCUCAUGCUCUUCUGCUACAGCAAGAUCCUUCUGGUCAUCAGAGGGGUGAAUAGGAUGAACCUGCUGUCGGUGCAGAGGCGGCAGAACCACAUCCUGCUGAUGGUGUUCACCAUGGUGUCCUGCUACCUGCUCUGCUGGAUGCCCUACGGCCUCAUGGCCCUGGUGGCCACCUUUGGGGAGAUCGGCCUGGUCACGCCGGUCGUCAGCGUGGUGCCCGCAGUCCUGGCUAAGAGCAGCACCGUCUUCAACCCCGUCAUCUACGUGCUCUUCAACAACCAGUUCUACAGGUGCUUCCUGGCCUUUGUGAGGUGCAGUGCUGACCCGCAGUCCGUCCACUCCUUCCACCCCCCGCAGAGCAGCAGGGAGGAGGCCGUGGCUGUGGGCUCCUCCCUCACUCACCGCAGGUCCCUCAGCCUGCGCCACCCCAGCAGGACCCCGCUGAGCAUGGAGAGGCGCACGCUGUCGCUGGUGGUCCACUACACCCCCUGACCAGUGGGAACGGACAGUUGGAAUGACUUGGUGCUUCAUUGCCGGACUAAAAAGACUGAAAGGAGGAAGCUGAAAGUAAAAAAAUGUAUGUGUUUAUAUGUUGAUACUUUUGCGCUCCAGUGUUAGCUACCAUUCCUAAACAUAACAAACAUGCAGUGAUAUUCCUUUGGUUUAUUGAUUGUGUAUUUUGUAAUGUUUGCACUUUAAAACAGACUGAUAUGUGAACAUAAAGUAUUUAAAAUUGUCAAGGUUUCCCACUAGAGUGAUUAGAAGGAGCGAGAUUAAAGGAGGGUCAGUGUAUAACAGAGUGCUGGACUGAACUGGACUUGCCAAGCCUGUAGUCACCACCCUUAGGGGGUUUGCCAUGCGGAAAGGUCUUCAGGGAAUAGCCUUGCAUAACACUUCCAGAGCGAAUGCCAUGCCAUGUAUCUCCACCAGACAUCCAUACCACUGUGGACAUGACAGCAAACCGAGAUUCUUUUUUAAAAGCAUAUUGUGCGGUAAAUAAUUUAUAAUGCAUAUAAGAAGUUCAUUGAUGAAUCUGAUUGUGUAUCUUGGUAUUGCAGUGGAAAAUUUAAUUAGUCCCACGUUCCUCAACAAAAAGACUGCAUCCAACUAGAUUUUAAUCAUGGGAAUGUGCUGCCAAAUGCCUACCGCCUACAUUGUCAUGUCAUUUGGUGACAAAACAUCCUUAUGAAAUGAUGGAUUGUUUCCACACUGAACUGAACUUGAGUGGCAUAUUUAUCAUGAAAAUGCAACCAGUCUGACAGUGGAUGAGCAGGUGGGAGAGCAUGUGUAAGCUCUUAACCAGUGUGGCAAAGUACUGUGAGUGAGCGAGAGCUCCACAGGCUUAGGUUCUCAUAAAUGAGAAAAAAUAUAAAAAAUAUGUCCUUUAUGGACUGUGGUCUGAUAGGGAUUCUUGACUUUUUAAUUCUUAACUAUUUCUAUUUUUUAAGCCAUCAUCUUGAUUUUAGAUGCAGCAUAAACUAACAUGUAAUCUAAGAGUUGUGUGCAAUACUGAGUUAUGUUUUUUUUUUUUUAAAUGUGCUGUAUAUCAGUUCAGUUGACCCUGUCUGCAGCAAUAGACGUCCCGCACUACUGUAUGUGCCCAGCAGGGGGAUCAGGACAGGCUGUUGCAUCAUGUCAGGGUGCACAUGUUGAUGUUCAGUUCCUCACUAUUCUGUUUAGUGUAACUUGAGAGACUUAAUCUGUUACCACAUGAAUGCACAGAAUCUUUCCAUUUGCUUUCCAGGAUCUGUGAUUCUAUCUACACCAAGUGAACAGCUGUGUGUAUACGUGUUUCCUAGAAUGUCUUGCUCUGUGGGGCUGUGCUUAUAAUACACUAUCUGCUGUUGAAUGUACUAAGCAAACUGAAUGUAAAUAUGUAAUGUUACUACAGUUUGAGUAGUAGUUUUAUUAUGAUGUGCAAUGUAUCAGUACUAUAAUCAGAAUUUCCAUACAUAAUUUUACAAAAGGGAAAAAAGAAUCGGUAAUGCCAUUCAGAAAUGUGUGUUUUAUACUGUAUUCCAAGGAACCCAGGCACUUAAAUUAUAUUUUCUAAAUUUACACAAACUUCCAACAGUGUCAUUUUAGAAAGAUAUAAAACAGCAAACAGCAAUAACAACAUGCAUUGAAUUAGUAUAGCUACUAUUCUAAGAGGGAAGUAUUCCUAACUCUCUCUCUCUCACACACACACACAAACACACACACACAGUAUAUUUCUCCCAGUCUCCCACACAAAAUGAAAAAUGUUCUUACCUGAACACUUUGUGUUUUCAAUUGCAUACAUUUUGCAACAGGAUGUAACACAAUCAACAUGAAGUGGCCCCAAGCAUGUAGCUGAUUAUUUACCUAUUAGCGCAUUUCACAGUGUUCAUUCAGACAGCCCCAGCUUGCUGCUAUGGUACCCUGAGUGCAUAUGUCCAUAAGGGUAUAACUGCUUCAUGAUAUUUCAUAUGAAGAACUAUUGUGCAGUGAUUCUGAAAGUGUGUCUACUGUAUGUUACGUAUGGGGGGAGAACAGUAACACUCUCACACUUUCACGGUAAAAUCUCACCACGACCACACAACACAAUGCAUUAUGAAAGUUUUCACCAGAACAGUUGCAGGAUGGCUAGCACCCUGUUAGUGUUUUAGCAUUUCCUCCAGGGUGAACCAGACCGGUUCCAGUAGUACACAAGUACACAAAGUUAAACCACUCCCAGAUUGCACCGUUAUUGCGUAUUAAGCAUUUCUUGGAACACAUAUAGCAUUCUGAAAAGAGAUGAGUUAUCACGGAAGUUCUUUUUUGUCACACAUUCAUUUUUUUCCCCCCUUGGAAUGUCUUUGAAAGUGAAUUUGACUAUGUUGCGAUGCUGGUGUCGGUGAUAGCUGAGAGAGCUUGUGUUUUCCAUGCAAGAUGAUGCAGAACACUGUUGUGACAAUGGAACAAAAACAAAUAAAAAGAAAGAUGUGUCUGGGAUCACCAAUGACUAGGA